GCCCGCCUGGUCAGCUGAUUGAGGCGGUGGAAAGAGACAGAGGAUGAGCAUCGCUAGCAUCCACAAUGAUUACGAUGUCUCAUGGUUUAGGACAGCCGGUAAAAUGAAUCCCACCGAUCUGUAAGACCGAUUAAGCAGUGAAAUCUCUGGUCUGAUAGCAGAGUCUCUCUGUGGAGGAAGGUUUUUCAGCGGAUCUUCGAUCAAACAGCAGAUCUGUCCGCUGCUUCUCCUCCCCUCUGCUCUCUUGGCUUGGGAAAGGCUGUUUUUUUCCUCCAAACGCAACGCCAGAAACGGACGUUGAGAAAGUAUCAGACUUAACCGGAAUCAAUGAGGGAGCCAGAACGGGAGGAGCAACCUGAAGACAACAUGCCCCCAAAGUUUAAGCGACACCUCAAUGACGAUGAGGUCACUGGAUCCAUCCGCAGCGAGAGGAGGAACCUGCUGGAGGAGGACUCUGAUGAGGAGGAAGACUUUUUCCUGAGAGGUCCCACAGGCCCCCGAUUUGGACCUCAGAAUGACAGAGUGAAGCAUGUACAGUCCCAGGUGGACGAGGUGAUCGACGUGAUGCAGGAGAACAUCUCCAAGGUGAUAGAGAGGGGUGAACGUCUGGAAGACCUGCAGGACAAGUCCGAGAGCUUGUCGGACCACGCGUCGGCGUUCAGCAGCCGGGCCAAGCAGCUGCACAGGAGGAUGUGGUGGAGAGACAUGAAGAUGAAGAUGAUUAUUGCGCUGGUAGUCGUUGCUCUGCUGCUGAUCAUUAUCGUCCCAAUAAUCCUUCGAUAUCGUUAGCGACUGAUGAAUUCCAUCUGCAUCCUCCCAUCUGGCACCCAGUCCCAGCGGGCCCCGGGACGCCGUCCACACUGUCUUCAGAGUUCCUUCACCCUCAGGCCUUCUUUUAGCCGUUAGUUCAGAUCUUUCAUCAUAUCUGGAUGUGAGAUCAGUUCUAAGGCUCGGUUUGAUCCCUGCUUGAUGAAGCUAAGAGAAAACAGAAGCAUUGACUUUUUGGCUUGGGUUUAAUAUCUUUAACGUCUCAGAUCAAACCUUCAGCACGGGGAGGAUCCAACAGUCUGUCUUAUUGAUCUCCUGUAAAUCUGCUGCAGCAGCUUCAUAUAGAGGCUGUAACCUCCAGCAGAUGAGCCUCUGGUGUUUUCUCCCCACAUCUGAAUCUCCAUCAUCAACAGGAGCGAUGGUUUAGAGGGAACACCUUUCUAGUAAAAGCACAUUUUUUACAUUCUCUCCCGUUUGAGAAAACAUCAGAGCCUCAUCUGCGUUUUUUUUUCUUUUUGUAUCAUAAGACUUUUUUUU
Cyprinodon variegatus (sheepshead minnow) is the source of this 1305-nucleotide messenger RNA. RefSeq names its product vesicle associated membrane protein 4 (gene vamp4). Gene Ontology annotation, biological process: Golgi ribbon formation; vesicle-mediated transport. The coding region runs from base 328 to 789 and encodes 153 amino acids. NCBI's taxonomy places the organism in Eukaryota, Metazoa, Chordata, Actinopteri, Cyprinodontiformes, Cyprinodontidae. Gene Ontology annotation, cellular component: membrane. The transcript is spliced from 9 exons. The record is from RefSeq and is a predicted model, not a curated record.